This is a messenger RNA of Knipowitschia caucasica, 1644 nucleotides long. The record is from the annotation of a GenBank genome assembly. Lineage: Eukaryota; Metazoa; Chordata; Actinopteri; Gobiiformes; Gobiidae.
AUGGGAGAGCAACCUGUUAGAGUUUUAGCAUGUGGGGAUGUGGAAGGAAGAUUGACUGCGCUGUUCAACCGCGUCCAGACGAUCCAGAAGAAAGCUGGACCCUUCGAUCUGCUGCUUUGUGUUGGCGACUUUUUUGGCACGUCCCCUGACGCAGAGUCAGAGUGGCAGCAGUACAAAACUGGCGCCAAGAAAGCCCCUAUACAUACUUAUAUCUUGGGAUCUGCAAGUCCAGAGAAAACAGUGCAUUUUCCCAGCUCCAGUGGUUGUGAGCUAUGUGAUAACAUCACCUAUCUGGGUCGCCAGGGUGUGUUCACUGGGGUAUCAGGCUUGCAAAUAGCUUAUGUCAGUGGCCGAGAAGCUUCACAGGAACCAGCACCCUCCCAUUGCUUCACAUCCAAAGAUCUGUGUUCGCUUGUUGAACCACUAACGACCAAUUCAAAGUUUCGAGGAGUGGACAUACUAUUGACAUCCCAGUGGCCUAAAGGAGUCUGGACCUAUGGCAACACUCCUGAAGUGGAUACAAAGACAUGCGGCAGUAUCUUCAUUGCUAGCCUCGCAGAAAAAUUAAAGCCAAGAUACCACUUUUCUGGUCUGGAAGGUGUCUACUAUGAGAGACUUCCUUACAGGAAUCAUGUUGUUCUUCAAGAAAAUGCACAACAUGUCAGUCGGUUUAUUGCUUUGGCAAAUGUCAACAAUCCUGCAAAGAAAAAGUAUUUGUAUGCCUUCAAUAUUAUUCCUAUGAAGAGAAUGGAUCCAGCAGAGUUGGUAAAACAGACUCCGGAUGUGACAGAAAAUCCAUACAGAAGAGUAACAAAAGACAAAAAGGAUGCACCAACACAGAGUUUCAAAGCUGAAGAGGAGGAACCUGUCAAUCAGUUUUUCUUUGACCUGAGCGGAAACCAGGGCAACAGAAAGUGGCAUUCAGAUGGACGAGGCCGAGGAAGAGGAGGUCACUUCAAUGAAAAUUGGGCCAAACAUCCGCGCAGACAUCCCCAGCCAACAGGACCAUGUUGGUUUUGCUUGGCCAGCCCCCAGGUGGAAAAACACUUGGUCAUCAGCAUAGGCACAAAUUGUUACUUGGCCCUGGCUAAAGGUGCCCUGACGCCACGGCACUUGCUGAUUCUCCCGAUCGGCCACUACCAGUCAGUUGUGGAUUUGGCGUCUGACGUUGUGGAGGAGAUGGAGAAAUACAAGUCUGCUCUCAGGAGUUUCUACAAGAGCAAAGGGGAACGCUGCAUCAUAUUUGAGAGGAAUUAUAGGAGUCAGCAUUUGCAGCUACAGGUUGUUCCGGUGCCAUUGAGCUGUUGCACCACUGAGGACAUUAAGGAGGCAUUUGUUGUUCAAGCUCAGGAGCAAAAAAUGGAACUAAUGGAAAUUCCUGAACAUACUGACCUCAAACAGAUUGCGCCACCAGGCACUCCAUAUUUCUAUGUGGAGCUUGAUUCUGGAGAGAAACUCUACUAUCGUAUUCAGAAGUAUUUUCCUUUGCAGUUCGGCAGGGAAGUGUUGGCCAGUGAGGCCGUGUUGAACAUUCCGACGAGAGCAGACUGGAAGGAGUGCAAACAGAGUAAAGAGGAGGAGGAAGACUGCUGCAAAUCAUUGAGAGAUGACUUCCAGCCAUUUGACUUUGCAUGGGAAGACUGA